This is a messenger RNA of Pongo pygmaeus (Bornean orangutan), 1099 nucleotides long. RefSeq names its product nitrilase family member 2 (gene NIT2). The transcript is spliced from 10 exons. Gene Ontology annotation, cellular component: mitochondrion. The record is from RefSeq and is a predicted model, not a curated record. The coding region runs from base 36 to 1016 and encodes 326 amino acids. Gene Ontology annotation, molecular function: omega-amidase activity. Lineage: Eukaryota; Metazoa; Chordata; Mammalia; Primates; Hominidae. Gene Ontology annotation, biological process: oxaloacetate metabolic process; L-glutamine metabolic process.
UCGUUGGUCCGUCCUGGUGCUCCAGGCGCACUGGAAUGAACGCAGACCCCUCUCCUCGGGGCCGGGGCCACGAGGAGGGGUGGGGCGGGGCCUCUGACGCGGGCCCCGCCCACCGUAGCGCCGCCGCCGUCCGCCGCGUCUCCAGCGCUCAGUCCGCGCCGCAGGUGGUGCUUGUCUGGAGAGCCAUGGCCUCUUUCCGCUUGGCCCUCAUCCAGCUUCAGAUUUCUUCCAUCAAAUCAGAUAACGUCACUCGUGCUUGUAGCUUCAUCCGGGAGGCAGCAACGCAAGGAGCCAAAAUAGUUUCUUUGCCGGAAUGCUUUAAUUCUCCAUAUGGAACGAAAUAUUUUCCUGAAUAUGCAGAGAAAAUUCCUGGUGAAUCCACACAGAAGCUUUCUGAAGUAGCAAAGGAAUGCAGCAUAUAUCUCAUUGGAGGCUCUAUCCCUGAAGAGGAUGCUGGGAAAUUAUAUAACACCUGUGCUGUGUUUGGGCCUGAUGGAACUUUACUAGCAAAGUAUAGAAAGAUCCAUCUGUUUGACAUUGAUGUUCCUGGAAAAAUUACAUUUCAAGAAUCUAAAACAUUGAGUCCGGGUGAUAGUUUCUGCACAUUUGAUACUCCUUACUGCAGAGUGGGUCUGGGCAUCUGCUACGACAUGCGGUUUGCAGAGCUUGCACAAAUCUACGCACAGAGAGGCUGCCAGCUGUUGGUAUAUCCAGGAGCUUUUAAUCUGACCACUGGACCAGCCCAUUGGGAGUUGCUUCAGCGAGGCCGGGCUGUUGAUAAUCAGGUGUAUGUGGCCACAGCCUCUCCUGCCCGGGAUGACAAAGCCUCCUAUGUUGCCUGGGGACACAGCACCGUGGUGAACCCUUGGGGGGAGGUCCUAGCCAAAGCUGGCACAGAAGAAGCAAUCGUGUAUUCAGACAUAGACCUGAAGAAGCUGGCUGAAAUACGCCAGCAAAUCCCCGUUUUUAGACAGAAGCGAUCAGACCUCUAUGCUGUGGAGAUGAAAAAGCCCUAAAGUUUAUGUUUCUAAUGUGUCACACAGAACAGGACGAUAUGAUUCUACAACAUAAUCAACUCCCUAUUAAAUUCUUUAAUGAA